This is a messenger RNA of Chelmon rostratus (copperband butterflyfish), 1173 nucleotides long. RefSeq names its product protocadherin gamma-A7-like. The transcript is spliced from 4 exons. Gene Ontology annotation, molecular function: calcium ion binding. Gene Ontology annotation, cellular component: plasma membrane. The record is from RefSeq and is a predicted model, not a curated record. NCBI's taxonomy places the organism in Eukaryota, Metazoa, Chordata, Actinopteri, Chaetodontiformes, Chaetodontidae. Gene Ontology annotation, biological process: homophilic cell-cell adhesion. Bases 55 to 1173 code for a protein of 372 amino acids.
GUUAAUUUUCUUCAAGUGAGGACGCAUCAUUCGUCACGAUCUGUUGUUCCUGAUAUGGCAACCCGAGGCCAGCCCUACCCUAUCAGUGUAAGAUGGCGAUUUGCUUGCGUAUUGCGAUGUCAAGUGGGAUUUAUCAUUUUGCUGACAUUACUGGGCGAUAGAGUGGCUGGGCAGAUUCGUUAUUCUAUUCCAGAGGAGAUGAAGAAAGGCUCUGUUAUUGGUAAUGUAGCACAAGACCUCGGUCUGGAUCUGAAAAGGCUCCGCUCUGGUCGGGCCCGUAUCGUGAGCGGAGAAAACAUCCAGUACACCGAGCUGAAGACAGACAAAGGGAUUCUAGUUGUGAAUGAGAGAAUAGACAGAGAGCAGCUGUGUGGAGACAUAACGCCGUGCAGCUUCAGCUUCGAAAUGAUUUUAGAAAAUCCAAUCGAACUUCACCCUCUGAAAAUAAUGAUCCAGGACCAGAACGACAACCCCCCUCAGGUCCUGUACCCAGUCCAGACUGGUGGCUCUGUGGUGGCUGAGAUGGUGCCUCGUUCAGCAGAUGUGGGCUAUCUGGUGACUAAAGUGGUGGCUGCUGAUGUGGACUCUGGCCAGAAUGCGUGGUUGUCGUAUAAACUGCAGAAAGCCACAGACAGGGCGCUGUUUGAAGUGGGCUCACAGAAUGGAGAAAUAAGAACUAUCCGCCAAGUGACUGAUAAAGAUGCAGUGAAACAAAGACUGAGUGUGAUAGUGGAGGACAACGGGCAGCCCUCUCGUUCAGCUACAGUCAUUGUGAACGUGGCGGUGGCGGACAGCUUCCCUGAAGUGCUGUCGGAGUUCACUGACUUUCCACACGACAAGGAGUACAAUGACAACCUGACUUUUUACUUAGUGCUGGCUUUGGCUGUAGUCUCCUUCCUGUUCAUCACGUGUUUGGUGGUGAUUAUAUCAGUGAAAAUCUACAGAUGGAGACAGUCUCGCGUGCUGUAUCAGUCCAACUUGCCUGUGAUUCCAUAUUAUCCACCACGUUACUCAGACACUUUGGGGACAGGGACUCUGCCACACGUGUACAACUAUGAGGUGUGCAGGACGACCGACUCGAGAAAGAGUGACAUGAAAUAUAUGCAACCGAUGAGUCAAAGUUUAGUGAGUGUGGAUGGAGCUGGGACUGAUACACCGCAGUCGUUGGAGUAA